Messenger RNA from Acromyrmex echinatior (Panamanian leafcutter ant), 17852 nucleotides. RefSeq lists its product as uncharacterized. The record is from RefSeq and is a predicted model, not a curated record. Gene Ontology annotation, molecular function: DNA binding. NCBI's taxonomy places the organism in Eukaryota, Metazoa, Arthropoda, Insecta, Hymenoptera, Formicidae.
GUUGCAUCGUGUCGGUUCGUAGGACCUACUCGCGAUCGCAUCGCAAGCGUACGAGAGAGAGCUCUCACCCGUUGCUGUCCCUCCUUCCCUCUAUCUCUGUCUAGUCUGUCUGUCUCUUUCCUUCUCCCUGCGCCGCCCAACGGCUGAAUUGGCUCUAGCUUGGCCAUCGCGCUGCGCCGAGGAGAGACUUGAAAUUUUCGGCGGGCGUGGACGACUGGACGUUACAAGGGUCCUCGUCGACGUGGAUAGUGCGCGCAUGGACACCAGGAGGCGAAAGAAGGAAACGGACGGCCGGAAGUAGGAAACCCGUCGUAAAGCGGACGUGCAUUUUUAUUCCUCCCUUCUACCAUCGUGCUCUCCCUGUCUCUUCCCCAUCGUGCUCCCUCUCUCCGUCUUUCUCUUCCUCCCCUCCCCCCUUUCCCUUCCCCUUCUCUCUGUUUGUCUCUCUCUCUCUCUCUUGCGCGUUCUCUCUUCUGUCUCGCGUCGGUUCUCUCGUCGACGACCGUCGGAUCGCGCCGCACCGCGUCGUGUCGUGUUUCGUAUCUGAACCAGAAGUCAAAACUCGUCGCCCGCCAGAGCCGCGCCUCCUGGAGCCUCGCGGCCGCGAAAAACGGCCACCGCCGGUGACAGUGACAUGUGCGUUGCUCCAGUGCUGUGCCCCGUUGUCGUCACCGUGGCUAUACGCCAGAGUAGCCUGCUGUUGUGCGCCCGCUGUGCUCCCUGUGCUCGCUUAGCUCGCUGCGACCGUCACUGCUGCCGUGCCGCCGCUGUUACUCGCCGGAGCCGCCGUUGCACGUCGCCGUUGCGAUGCGCCUCGUCUACGAUGCCACCGCCCGCAAGAUGCUAUGAACUUCUUGCACGGUUCAUCCAAUCAUUUCCAAUACGGAGAGAAAAAGAAGAAAGAUGAACGGUGGAACAAGUUCAGCUGGAAAGAAUAAAUCUAAUAACUAAAUGAUGACGUUAAGGCGUUCAACGGGCAAGCAUGAGGGAAAGAACACCCUCUGCCGACGACACCCCAAAAAGGGCCCCACCGGCACCCAGCAGAGAGGCGGCUUCGGCGGACCUAACUGGUAGCGAGACACCGAACGACGAUACGAUUGAGGGUUAUCACACGGCGAAGUUGUCCGGCAUCCCUUCGGCAUCCGGUUUGACUACGUCGUCCGAUAGGAUGGUAGCGUCGACGCAAAGCCUGGAGGAUCUGGGCGUCAACCAUCCUGCCAACGCGGCAGGGAGCAACGCCGAUCGUCAGCAGCAUCAACAGCAACAACAGCAUCUGCAGGAACGCUACGGUCAUGCCUACAGAUCAUCGGCGCAGACUGCCCAGGACAAGCGAUCGCGGCUGAGCAACGUAAUCAACAACCUGCGCAAAAAGGUGCCAGAUGGAGCAGCCAGCGGAAACUCGGACUCGCCGAGGAAGGAAGAGGACGAUCGGAAUAGCGUCGAGAGAAACCUGGAAACUCUGGAGAAAUAUGUGAUGACGGUGCUGAAUGGCGUGAUCAAGGACAACGAGGAGGAAGACAAGAAUAUAGAGAAAAUGAAAGAGCUGGAAAGGCAGAGGAAAAGUACUGAUGAAGAGGAAGAAGAAGAAGAGGAAGAGGAAGAAGAUCCAACAGAUAUGGCAGUCAAGUCUGAGCCUUCAAGCGAAGGUGAUAUCGAAGCAGCUGUUGUGCCGCGGUUAGAGGACUCUUCGACGGUCAAAAAUACCGAAGACGCUGAAUUCUUGGAGAUUAUAGACUGCUUGAGUACAAAAGAAAUGACAGAAGAGAGUUUACAAGAUUCGGAGGACAGAAUUAGUCAAGAUUCAAAGGAAUCACCUUCGAGGAUAGAGGAAGAAGAUCUAGACGUUGAGCAGAAAGAAUCAUCCGAAGAUGAUCGAAGCGUUUCGAGAGAGAAGGAGAGUCGAACACUAAGCACAAUUAUAAUGGACAGAUUGAGUGAGCAUCAGGUCGAGGAAAGAGCGAAUGUUGAUGAUGGCAGAGGAAACCGAAUGCGUGAUGAAUAUGCAAUCUCAAAAGAUACCACGGUGCGAACGAUUUGCGGUGAAUUGCUAGACGAUCUGUUGAGCGAUGUCUAUCGCAUUGUCGACGAUCAUGAGAACCAGCAAAAGACCGAAGAAUAUCAGAAAUCGAAGAAGACUGACGCGACCGAAUCGAGGGUGGAGGAGACCAAAGAUUCAAGUAUCAGCGUUCAGGAGUUGUCCAUGACGGGCCUGCAUUGCAGUCUACCCUUGGAUAAAGUCGCGUCCGUGCUUCAAAACUGUCAGACGAGCGAAUCGGUAACCUCACGACUCUCUUCAGGAUCGUCCUCGAGUCCUCCGUCGGUCCAGAAGUCGAAACCGUCGUCCAGUACUCCACCGGUCAGAGUCCUCUGUCUUUACUGCGACAGGAAGUUCCUGUCCAUGUCCCGACGACAGCGACAUAUGGAGAAAGCACAUCAGCUCAGCGGUGGCAGGAGAUCGGAGAGGAAUCUCCGAAAACCCUCCCAGAACUGCCAGUACUGCUCUGAGAAAUCUGCCGAUACCCUGGAGGCGUUAUUCCAACACAUGGUCGCUAGUCACGGAGACAAGUAUCACGCGUGCGUCCAAUGUUUGACGAGGUAUCUCACCCGGGAAGCUUUGGUGGGACACAUAAGCGAGACGCACGGGGGAAAUGCCGAGAGAAUCAGUCAGGUUCAGCCGGAGAAAAUCAAAGAAGGAUCGCCCCCCUGCAGAGAUUUUUGUAGUCAAAAUCUACGUGAGAAAAUGAACGUGUCAGUUAAAGAGAGAAGAUCUGAAGAAAAGGAAUCGGAGGAUCAAGAUGACAAUCGACGGUUGGACAGAACGAAACUUAUUGCGACGCGAGAACCCAUCGAUAAUCCGGCCAGUCCUGAGUUUGACAGUUCAUUUUACAGUAAUGUGAGCUGCAACAUUCGUGAGAACCUGCUGCACCAUCUGGAUGGCAAGCUGCAGAUAAGCGGUGCGUCAUCCUCGACGUGCACACCACCGAUUGCUACCUCAAACUCGACGGCGACGACGACGGAAUCAAAAUCGCCGCAACAACAAUCGCAACAUACAUAUUACGAGCACAACGUCAAUCAAAUCCAAUUUCCCAUCGAUAUCUCACUGACCGCGGCGACUCCGGUUUACAGUAAAGACUAUUCGGUCAGCGAAGAGUACGAAAACUCGAGUGAAUAUGCCCGGAAAGCCGGUAAAAUGAGCAGCGGUUCACGACCGCGUCGAGUCUCUUUCGAGAAGUAUAAUUUCCCGCGAAAGUACGACGGCAGGGAACAGUGGACGUGCUCGAUCAAGGAUCUCAGCAAGUUUGACAUCUCCACGCAGCUGACACUUCGAAAGAAGCAACAGCUUAUUAAGGAGCGUCUCGCUGGAAGCAGACUACAUCAGACUCAGUUGCUAUCCUGUGAAAUCACUGAAGUAUCUCUUCGCGAUCAGAAUCAGACUGAGCUUGCCAUCGAAAUGGCAGUGAGAGAUCAGAAUAACGCUGGUGAUACCGAUUGUGUGGUCGAUACAGGUGCCGCGACUCUCGAUGUCCAUUGCGAUGUUGGCGAACUGCUUCCAAAUGAAAUUAAGGAGGAACCGAUUAAGGAAGAACCCGAGUCAUCCGUGACUUCGACGUCGACGAUUAUUACGGAAUUCAGUGUUGAAUUCGCAGAUUUUAUGAGACUGAGAAGGCGCGAGGAAAGCGACAAUGAAGUCACUAAUGCUCAGGGAAUCGUUUAUGCUGAACUGAGCGGCGAAUGGUCACGAAUGCGGAUCUACAUCUGUGGCGCUUGUGGUUCCAGACAUGUAACACUAAAGGAGAUGGAGGAUCACAAAGCUUCCACGCAUCCACGUGUCCUGUGCUCGCACUUCGACCUGGCCGGCGAUCAACGCGAGCACUACAAGCAUCUGUAUCUACCGGGACGAGAUGCGCCUACUGAUGCUGCACGUAACGACUCUCUCGAGGAGAUGGUAUGCACCAAAUGCGCUAAGAGUUGCCCAAACAUGGGUGAAUUGCAUCGCCAUAUGCUGGAGUGUGGAGGUGAUCAGGCUUGGUUGCUCGGCCUCACCGGUAGUGGCAAGAAGAAGUGCAAGUGGCGGCCGUUCGGUAGCCGCAGCCGUCGACGGCGUCAGCGCGGCAUGAAGAGAAACAUACAGAACUCGCAGACGCAGCCGCAACCACGGAUUAUCAACACGGAGAAACCCAAAGAGAAACAAGCACCGACUGGCCCUAGAGUUCGCCCGAGUGACCGCGAAAGUAUUCAGAAAAUGCUAGCUAAUCUGCCGGCUAAAAGAGCCACAAGGAAGGUUUUGCAAGACAACAUGAUGCGAUCGCAGGGCCGACUUCGUAACGCGCAAACCAGAACAAGGCCUUGCAUAAUCGGCGACAACUCGUCCCGAAUCUCUCGCAACAAAGCCGCUCUGCGGAAUAAACUGCUGAAGAACGCCAAAUCGAUUCAACGGAAUCGCUGUCGAAGUGACAACAUCGCCGCGGUAAUCGAGAGAGUCGUGAGGAAGUGUCACGAAACUGAAAAAAAAUCGGAUAAUGAUGUCGACAAAAUCACCGAAACUGAAAACGAGGAUAAGAAAGAUGCCAAAGAGAUGAACGAAGGUUCGUCAAAGGCAACCAGCAAAGCUUCGGAUCAGAAUGAUAGAACUAUUCGACCGAGAGUUGGACGACCUAAGAUUCUCGGCAAGAAGAGGAAUGUGAAAAACCCACAACUUCAAAGCAAAAGUAGCAACAAGCUAGUGAAAGCGAUGGGCAAGUUUGCGAAGUUUAAGAAUGAUAUUACAUCCGAGACGAAGGGCGAAGGCGAGGAGACAUCCUCCCCAAAGAGUAUACCAAAGAACGCAAAGACGACGCUGAAAGUAAUUGACAAAGAUGACGUCAAUGCCGAUAGUAAAAAGAUAUCGACGAUUUCUGGAAUAAAAAAUAAAAACAAAUUGACGCAAAACAUAUUGAAGAGAAAACGUCCUGUGGACCCGGUGGCAUCCUUCAAUGCUUCUAUCAAGGCAAAAUCACAGUUACGAACGCAGGAUGGUAAGUUCGCUCGCAAUCCAAACAAGAAUUUGCAGGCGAAAUCGUCCGAAGAGAAAACAGAUAACGGAAAAUACAAGACUGCUGACUGGAUCGAAAUUAAACCCAAGCUGAAAGCGGCGCAGAAGUUGAAAAAGAUUGGGAUCCAGCUGCCACGAAGAGUCACUCGGCUAUCGUCGGAUAGCGACAAGAUGCCGACUUUGGAACCAGUCGUACAGAUCGUUUCCUCCAAUGAGGAAUAUGCCGAUAAGUCGGCGAACGAUUUACCUAUCUUGUCGCCAGUAACGUCGGGUUCUCUUCAGGAUCAAAAGGCAUCUCGAAUUUCCACCAAGUGCAUUUUAAAGGAAAAAGAGGAGAAUAUUGAGGCUAAUGCCGAUCUCGAGGUUGUCCCUGAAAAAAGAAAAAAGGGACAGAAAUCAACGAGAGGAAGAAAACCGAAAGAGGAAACGAAAGACAUGGCGAAGCGGAAGAAGACUAAUACAGUCGAAGAAAACAAAACUUCCAAAAAUAACGUAGUAAUAUUAAAAGAUGAUAAAACGAAAGGUAGGAAGAGUUUAAAUGCUAAUAGUGCGGUCUUAAAUGCUAAUAGUAGUGAAAAUAGCAAGGAAGAAAUAUCGAAGAAAGAGGCAAUUGCCAAAAAAGAUUCUAAGCCUAAAAAGGAAGAAGCGACGAAGGAAACUCGAAGCAACUCGAAAACCAGAGUAAACAAGGAUUUCGUGAAACUGUCGGACAUUCCAUUCGAGGUGAAGAAACUACUGUAUUCGGCUCAAUGUAUCCUUGACAAGGACGAUCUCUUGAGCACACUAGAGCUCGCAUCUAACGACUCAAAACGCAAUCUGAGGCAAUUGGCACCAAGAUCGAAAGUGCUUCAAGUGAAUAACAAGAAACCGCGAGAACUCGAUGACGAAUCAGACGGCUCGAAAGAUACGUGUAAAAAGGAGAAGAUUGAAGCGAUUAAAAAAUCAUCCAGAAAAAACGCUGAGAAGAAGAGUGACGAUAAACUAGCGAAAAUGAGUCUAGAGAAGGAUUCGACUAGCAACGCGAUUACCAAUGUAGCGCAAAGUGAAAAAAAUCAACAAGGUAAAAGAGACAGAGCAGUGAAAACGAAGGAAAUUACGAUUGAUAAUUCCGAUAUGAAAAGUAAAAUCGACGGCAGACAAACGAGAGGAUCAGUGAGCGACGUUAAGAGUGAGCCUUCCUUAGAAAUUGUAAACGAUAGUCUUCGAAAAGGCAGAUCUUUGCUGGGAAAACGUCGGAAUCGUAACAAAUCGCUCGACAAAGAUGAAGAAAACAACUUACGCGUGUCCAAAGCGCAGAGUAGCAGCGAAAAUGCCUCGUCGAGCGGAAAGGAAGCUGAGAAAGAGCUUGGGGAAGUUAUCGAUAAAAUUUCUAACAAGGAAAUUGAAGGUGAGAGCGAUAAAAAUUCCGAUGAUCACUUAGAUUCGACAGUAGUGAAUAUCAAUUUAAGUCACUUGCAAUCGGAGACGAGUAACCUGUCCAUUGAUAGUGGUAAGGAAAACUCUUUGGAAACAUCCGUGAACGUUCACAGUAAACUGAAGGUAGGGAGACCUAAGAAGUCAUGGGGCGCGCGUCGCGAGAAAUCGUUGAGGAAGAGGUCCUUAAACAAUGUCAUCGGUAUUCUGACGGAGGGCAUGAAUAUCCCUGUCGAGGCGCAGCAGAACGUGCAGGUGCUCACGGUUCAGACUAGUUUGGAUAAUCCGGAUAGGUUGGCGCGGAAUGGAAGUGCUCAACAACCAAGCGGUGGUGAGGGCGACGUGAUCGUAGUAGACUCAGCAUUCAGCGAGCUGCCGGCCCUUCCUAAAAGCGAAGAGAAAUCCGCAGAGAACGAAGCUGUUACGGCGACGAGCACAACCGAUAACUCUCACGCAGACGAUAAAAAGAAUGCUUGUCCUGAUGAAGCGCAACUUGAAACCGUCUUCGCCGAUGGAAAAGUCGACGUAUCGUUGACAGUUACAACUGCUAAGGCGUGUUCGCCAACCAAUGACAUUAUCCUCGAUCUGUCUAGAAGGAAACCCAAGGGUAAAGGCUCUUUCUUAGAGAAAAUUGUGUCGAAGAUAGCUAAGCAGAAAGACGCUUUGCUAGAAGGAGAGGUAGGUUCUUUGCUUGACACUGCAGCCGAUGAGUUGACUAGCAUUCUCGAUGAGGUCGGACCCACCUUGACUGAUAAUACGGAGAGUACAAAUUCCGACGAGGCAAACCUUUCAGAGAACGAUAAAAGUGUGAUAGUUACAUCCACUGACAAAGAAUUGCCAGUGAUUGUCGAACCUGAAAUUCAAGCAUUGGAAAACGAAAAAAUCAAUAUUGAGAGCGCGGUUUCCAAAUGUUCAACGGAUUCUUUGGACAUGUCAGACAAUCUCGAAAAAAACUUGGCAACAAAGGCUGAAAUUCAAAGUGAGAAUCAACUUAAAGCAGAUAAUGCUUCAAACGUUGGGAUGAAGAAUAACGAUGACUUGCACAGAAAAGUGAGUUCUAUUGAAGAAAAUAUUGACUCUUGUGAAAAUAAAUCGAUAAUAAAUAAAGAACCAGUUAUUCCAAUAACAAUUUCAAAUGAGAAUCUUGCAUCAUUAACCGAUAUUUCAAUUUCUUGUUCGUUAAUUACACAAAAAGAAAAUUUAGAAAAACCUGAAAGAAAGAAAGGAGUUACAAAAUCCAGAAGAAAAUCCAACAAAAGAUCACUGGACGCAAGAUCUAGGAAAAAUAAGAAAAGAUCACUAGAAAUCGUCGAAGAUUGCACAGAAGAAGAUACGCAGAAGGAACUUGAAUUGAAUGACACGUUUAAGUCUAAUGUUGGAAAUGAAUUUUCAAAGGAAGACGAUAGUGUGGAGACUUCAAACACAGAUAUCGAAAAGUUACUUCAAAAUAGUGAAAGCGAAAUUAUCAAGGACAACUCAAAGUCAACAAAUUUAGAAAAGAAUCUUACGAAAGCUAAUAAUGAAUCAAAUUUAGAAAAAUUUACCGAUUUUUCAGAAAUCACUUGUGAAAAUAUGAAAUUAAUGGCGAGCCUUGAGAAAUCUCUUGACAAAAUAACUUCCGAUGAAGAUACUGUUACCAAUGAUCAAUCGAUAGAAUCAAUCGAAAAAAGUACUAAUUUUUCUUCAGAUAAAAGUGUUGAGUGUAAAAAAUCUGUAAAUAGAAAUAAAAAAAAGAAUCGAGUUAAUUCGAACGGAUCUAGGCGUAAAUCGAAGAGAAAAUUGAAAUCUAUCUUAUCAAUAACUCCUUCGAUGGAUGCUACUAUAAACAUCCUCCAAACUUCUGUAGACUCUAUAGAUGAAAGAGAGGAGAUACCAUCUUCGUCGACCAUUGCGAGAGAAUCUUUAGAAUCAACCGAUAUACAAUCGAUAAAAAUUGGGACCACUAGCGACUCAGACGUUCCUUUAGAAAACUUCUUGCAUUCAGUAGAAAUAGUGCCCGAGAAAUAUAAAGAGACACAAAAUAUAGACUUAAAAAAUUCAAGUCUCGUUAAUUCGAUAUCUUCAAAAACAACAGAGAAACGUGGUGCGAAAAAGAAGUCAUUGGCUGAAGAGCAUCUGGAACUAUCGGAAGACAAGUCUGCUAAAGUUGUUUUGAAACUCAAUGAUGAAUCCAACAUCGCUGAUACUAACGAGCAAUUAUCUGUCAGCUUAGAGCAUUUCAAAAUACCGGAAGUGAAGGAUCUACCGCAGAGUGCGAAAAAACGAGGCCCGAAAAAGAAGUCGCAAUCCGAGGACGAUCGCUGGAACAGCGGAAGCGUUUCCGAAAAGUCUCGAACGAACGAGAAACUCAUGGAGAUCGGCGAGAUAUCUAACUCGAUCGAAGAGAAAGUCGAAGAACAAGAAGAAAUAGAGAAAUGUGUUAUUGGAGAAGAAUCGAGUACGAAGAAGCUCGGAAGAUCGAGUUCUUCAGGGUCGAUCGGUCUCGCUCCAUCUUUACCCAAGACAAGAUCUAUGUUCAAGAGAAAAACACAACUGUCUAAUGAAGACCUUGCUGAUUCCAGCAUUCGAAAUCAGAGUGCCGAAAGCAUGGAUGAUUUGUCCGAGAGCUCGUGUGUCAGCGAGUCCAGCUACUUUAGGAAGAAGCGAUUCGCGAAGAAAAAGAAAAAAGAGGAGACAGUUGACAGCACCCGAGCCGAUGCUUUUCUCAUAGAUUCGACAGCCUUAAAAAGCAGUAAGCAAAAUCCGAAAAGGAAAACCAAAUCAUUACUCGAUGAGCACCUUAAUUUGUCUGACAUGGAUGACAUUGACAUUCCAAUGGACAUCCAAGCUUCAUUAGAAAAUACGGAAGCCUUGGAAAAGAUUGAACGAGAGUUUGCACUCACUGAAAAAUCUUUGGAUUCACAAAACGAAGACACAGACAAACCAACGGAUGAUACAGAGAACAAAGAUUCGCACGUCACUUUAGAACCAACACCUAAUAAUUAUGAUUUUUCGGAUAAUCCGGUUACCCCGAAGAAACGCGCGGGAGGCAAUUUUGUGGUGGUGCACACAAAAACCGGUGAGAUUUUGAUUGUGGAGAAGAAGAAGAAGCUAACGAAGGAGGCGGCGAAAUUUUUCUGUGACGUAUGCUCUACAAGCUUCACUCGCAAGAGUUCUCUAAAGAAACAUACGUUGUCACAGUCGCAUUUAUCACAGUUGACAAAAUCCACCAAAGACAAAGUCGAGCCUGUUAACAGCAAUACGUUCGAGAAUACUGAAGAGGACGACAACGAAUGGAAGAAUAAUUCAGAAAAUGAUCAACAAACGAAAAACAUUCUAGAAGACACUCGAUCUCAUGAAACCGAUCAGAAGUCUUUGGAGCUAGACGAGAGCUUUGUUCCUUACACAAAUAGUACUGAAUUAACGAAAUCUCUUGUGGAUCUCGGAACGAGGCAGAUGUUGGAAGAUAAACUGCUGGACGAAGAGAUUUGCAAGAUUACUGAAAACAUGAGCCAUGACGAAUACGUUUUGACUGAUCAAGUGACACCGGAAGAUCCAAUGUUGUCAUCAACGCCGAUCAAAGCCGUCCAAAAAAAUCAGGAGGAUUCAGGACGAGGCAAAAACAGUGACAAGAAACGGAAUAAGUCGAAGAAAAGGAAUCUGGCAGAAGAACAUUUGCUCUUGGAUUCUCCUAAAUUAGAAAAUUCUAAAAUUGAUUCGGACGAAGUUGCGAAACCAACCAAUGAUAUCAUGCGAAUUUCCUCGCCAUCUUGUGAUCAUUCUUCGACAAAGGAAAUAAUGGAAACGGUAGAAAAAAUCGAAGAUAUUUCUAAAGAAUGUGUAGAUAACGUUAAAACGAAAAAUCGAUCAGAAUUAAUUGUUACAUCUUUGAAUGAAGAAACAACUUUGAAAUCAAUAUGUGAUAUUGAAGGGAAAACUGAUCAGCAAACAGAAUCCACGAAGACUACGAAGAAAACGCUAAAAAAAGUCUCUAAAGUUUAUAACGAGGAAAAAGAAGAGAUUUCAGAUUUAACUGAGACAAAUCGUUUUAGUCUAAGACCCAGAAGAAGUAAAAAUAUUCAGCAUUAUGAGGAAUCUGAUAUUGAAGUUGAUAUAUAUUUUAUGGAUACUUCCAUGGAGAUUAACAGUGAUGAGAUAGAAGACAGCCGUGAUGCGCAAAAGAAACAGAACGAAGUAGAAGAAGAAACCAACAGAGAUACACUACAGGAUAGCUGCACUGACGAUAAGAGUUCCCAGGACAUAGAAGUCGCAAAAUCGAAGACAGACUCAACGAACGGUACUAAGAAAAAGAAACGUGGAAGACCGAGGCUUAAAAAUCGAAUUAUUUCGAAUCCCAGUAACGCUUCAGCUCCCACAAACCUCGAAGUUAACGGAAAUGAUUCUGUCGCUACGACUAAUCUUGAUGAAUCAAAAGAUGAGGAUCAAAAAUUAAAUUUGGAUACCAAAGAGCGUUUUGACAAAACCAACAAACCGUCAUAUAUUGAUGCAAAUGCCCAACCUCCUAAACGAAGUCGGGGCAGACCCAGAAAAAAUCCUGUAUCCAUUACAAAUAAUUCUUCAGUACAAGCAGAUAAUUCGAGUGCUUCCGAAUCGACGAAAUCAAAUUAUGAUGAAACGAAAGAAAAGGCAGACGUGAUUGAAUCAUGUUCCAAAAUGAUUGUCGAAGAAAUCACGUCGAUCAGUUCUUUGAUACCGAAUGCGGAGUCUUCAUCUGCCGUUCAAGAUCAUAUUUCAGAAUCAAAUUUAUCGGAAACGAAAAAAGAUUUAUUAAAUACUGAAAAUGUUCAAAACCUCGAGCUAAACAUUUCCAAAGAUCGAUUGGCGCAGACAAUAGAAUCUACGAAUAUUGCGAUAGACGACACCGUACUCUGGAAUUGCGAGAAUGUGCUUACCUCUAACAUUCCAUCAGAAAAAGUCGAAAUAUUGAUGCCAUCAGAAACAAACACACAUAUUGACGAUAUAAAAUGUGUGCUAGAAGACAAACAAAAUGAUACGAAUGUGAAUGUUUUAGCACUAACGACCAAAUCAUCAAUUGAACUUCCACCACAAAUUACCGAACAGAUAUCGAUUGAUGAUUUGAAAUCGGCUGAAUCAAAAACAAUUGAAUUCGACAACAAUGAAAGCUUCGAAAUUCCAAAAUCAACAGACAUUUUAAAAGAGAAACAAAUAAAGUCAAGAGAGGAACUUCCCGAAGAAGAAGUUCCCAAAGCAAAAAUUUUGUCAUCAGAAGAUGAGGAUAAAGCGUUAGCCGAAGACAAUAAAUCUCUUCUCAUCGCAAAUUUCCAUGAAUCUCAGAAGGUAAUAAAUGAUUCUGGGAAUGAUAGCACUUACGAUGAAAAGACGAUUCGAUUGGAAUCUACCAAGAAAUUAUCCAGAAAGUCAACGAGUAAGGAACGAGAAACUGAUCGUAAAAGAUUAAAAACAUCCAAGGAUAAAAAGAAAAAAAUCAAAGUCGCUGAACUGUCGAGUGACAGCGAGAACGAGGAUGACAGACUCGAAUCUGCUGCUUCGAGUAAGAGUAAAAUUGUGAAGAGUGUGUUCGGCCGAGUGUUUGGUGGCGAGAAAGCGGACAAGGUGAAGGAAGUAUUGAAUGAUUGGGUAUCACGGUCAGAAGAUGACUCAGAUAUAUCUAGAAGUGCUUUGGAUGCUAGAUCCUAUCUGCGUGGAUUGACAAAGUUCUCCGAGAAUGGACACAAGAAAGAAAAGAAAUGCCACUUUGGCUCUGAAACAAAGAAGGAUACUGAGCGAUUAUCCAAAAAGAAAGGAAAUGAGAAGUGCAGCAGUGAGGUUCACGGGAAAGCGAAGAAUCGAAAGAAGCGAGAGAAGGAUAUCGAAUCGAUACCUGACGAUCGUAUCGGCUCACCUAUCAAUCCGGUCAAACGAAGAUAUAGAGAGAGCAAGAUCAGAGCGGACGAGAAGAUUCUAAGAGCUUUCAAUGAUGAGUUAUUAACGAUUUCGGAUGAAGAUAACAAAAUUAAGGAAAUGAGCAAUCAGAUUAAUAAUGAAUUGAACGAUAAAGAUAAGGAAACAAGGAGACACUAUGAAAAAGACUUGAAUAAGGAACGAACGAAAAAUAAGAAUUUGAUCUCUGAGAAUUGGGAGAGUCUUCGAAUCGAACGCAACACUCAUGGAAAAUCGAAAAAUAGUUCCAGUCAUCGUAAGAAACAAGAUGCUAAGGAGCGUUCUUUGUCACCAUCGCAAUCCGAAUCCAAAUACAGGUGGAGGGAGAGCAAGACCAAAGCCGGCGAGAGGAUCUGGAGAGCCUUUGACAAUGAGAUUUCAUCGUGCCUUUCCGACGAUCAGAAUCUUAAUGAAUUUCACGGAAUUUCUAAGGAGCAACAGAUUGAGUUCUAUGAAUCUGAAGACCCGAAUUGUUCAGAUAAUUCGAAGAGUGUCAAACAAAAAGAUGACGAUGCUUGGAAAAACAUCAGUUCGAUAGAUCACGAACAGAGUGUAGUGCACAGUGGACGCGGGAGAUCCAGAAAAAAUUCGAACAGUCGCAAGAAACAAGAUUUCAAUCUGAUUAAAAUAAGUAAGACAAAAACGGACAAAAAGAUUUUAAGGGAUUACGAGUCAUCGAUUCCUUCGAGAAAUCGAGAAACGAAGAGCGAAAUGCAAAACGAUCAAACGAUACUAUCAACAAGUGAAUCGAGGAAUCGAUCGAAAACUUUGACCAAAGAUAACUCUUAUGAGUUCUACGGCGAUUCAGUUGUUUCGGAGCAUGUGAAUAAAGACCAAGAUAAUUUGCUGAUACAUUUGGAUCGGUCAAUAAGUUCUAGGAAAAACAAAAAAAGGAUCAAUGAAGAUUGGAAACAUUCAGUGAGGAACCUAAAAUUUGAUCUGGACGAUGAUCAGCCGACCGAGAAGGAAAUUGGACACAAGGAAGAGGAUACAAUAUCAUCGCGUAGUUGCAGCAGUUUAGCAGUCGAAGAACCAAUAAGGAAGAAUCAAUUGGUCGAUCUUGAUGGAAGUUCUCAGAUGAAUCGAAAGUCUGAUGACAAUGAUAACGUCAAUGAGGAGGACAACGAGGAAGAUGACAGUGAUCUCGAGCAACGAAGAAUGUCACCAUUUUACGCUCGCGAGACUUCCGAUAACUCCAUAGAAAGCAGUUCCGAGGAAGAGGAGGAAGAAGAGGAUGGCGAGGAAGAGGAAGAAGAGGAGGAACGCGUAAUGUACGAGGAUAAUUCCAGAAAGACAAAUCCUAGCGAAUUCUCUGGGGAGAAGAUCAUAAUCAGGUCGCCAUCUUCGGGUCAUAGAUCGGAUGUGGUAACGAUUGCACCCACAGACGCGAUGGAGGACAAUGCUUUAGAUGUACCAAGAGAGAUCGAGUCAACGACGGAACCGCGGCAAGGCAAAAUUCUUAAUUUCGAUGAGGAGCUCUUCGUGGAAUGUUGCUCGAGAUUGAAAGCUACGAGUGAGAACGAGUUGAGAGGUGCGAAGAAGAUUAAGCUCGAUCACACGGAAUCAUAUCACAGGCGAGAUGAUCAAUCGCAAGGAUUCAGAGUCAAUAGAGAUCGAUGGAGAGACGUGGAGAGUCAAAAUAGUCUCGGUAGUCUUCUGGAGUCAGUGAAUCAACUGCUCGGCGAGGAGAUGUACAACAGCCAUGAUAAAAGUUAUCGAACGCGCGGCAGCGAACGAUCGAGCAGAUCGGCCAGUCCGGAUACGUCGCGAAUCGACAAUCUUGGCUACGAGGACAGUUUGGACGUAGCUUUUGAGCACAAUAACAAACUACGAGAUAAGAUCCAACAGCGCAUGAGAGAGAGCGAGAAUCUGAUAGCUAGUACAUUCGGCCAGAAGAUCAACGACAACGAUCAUCCUGACGAUGAUAAGCGAGAUAGCGUUGGGAAUUCUUAUUCCUCGAGUAUUCACGAACAUGAACAGCUACCUACGUCGGUCGCGUCGAAUAGAGAGUUGGAGUCCUCACCGGGUCACAAAAACAAGAUGAAUUCGACUUUAGGUGGUUUACAUAAGGCACUAUCCAACUUGUUGCAUAACAACGGCAAACAUGAUCAUAACGGUUCCGCUCCGAUGAAACUAUUGGCGGAAUUGGCUUGCGCUCGAGCUCCGACUUCCACGUUGCCGGAGGAUACCACGAACAGUAACAAGAAUUAUCAAUCGGUGAAAAUGGUCGCGGCAGCGGUCGCUGCAGCAGCUGCAGCGGCGGCUGCGGUAGUGGACAAGGACAUCUCGACUUCCCCUAAGAAGCCAACGAAGGAUUCAACGAUAACGUUGAAGAAUUCGCCAACGAAGAAGACGAGGAACCCUAUUAAAGAGCUGUUCGAGCGCAAGAAGGAGAUAAACGAUAGAAAACAACAGGAACGCUCGAAGGCCGCUUUUGUUGAAUUAAACGUGCAGAAACAACGCAAGUCGAAGAAGAGCAAAAAGCAGCAGCAGCGGGAGUUCCCGUUGAUCCGUAGAAGCGAACAUUAUGGCGGCCUAGUAGAGAAGAAGAAACGUCGCGAUUCUCUCGAUCGAAAAGGAGAGACGGAGAGAAUAAAGGAUGUGUAUGAAUUUGAUGAGGAGGAGAGUCAAAUGGCUCCCACUCUGGGUAGCGUGAUGUCUUAUAGGAGCCAAAUCGACAACAAGAGUUACGACACCAAUUGGUCAAGGAUAAAGAAUACCGAUGAGAACUUGGAUACUGUCUUGCAGAACGGCAAGACGAAUUACAUCGCGAACACUAAAUUAGACGCUAUAAUCCAUCGUAAAUUCCAAGAGUUGGAGAAGUUUGCGCCAAAGACAAAAGGCGCCCUGAAGUCGUUCCAGAGCGAGGACCAGCAACAGCAACAGAUUACCGAAGCAGUUACCGGACCAAUGGACGAAUUUGUGGAAAGGAAGCAACGCAUGAAACGAUCUAUAGAGCAGGGCAUCAAAUCCGGCAAGAUCAAGAAACGAGGUAAAAGCUCGAAGAAACGAGUAAGAAACGCAUGGUAUGAGAACGAUAGCUCGGACGAGUUCAGGACGGCCGCGAAAACAGAAGAUGUUGGCGUUGGUAUUUCAAAAAGUCAACGUUCAUGCUCGAAAGGCAAACAGAAUCUCUUUGCGGAGUUAUCGACAUCAUCCGAGAGCGAAUACGAACGUGACAAUGUCGAUUAUAUGUUCGCGAACGAGCAACGUUCGUUGAAAUUGAAGAAUUCGAAGAAAUCACUUGAUGUCGACAUCGACAUCGAUGAGACGGAUGAUCAACGCAUAAUCAAUGAACCUGAAUUCGAUAAUGAAGAUCAAGUAGCAAGCGAUUGGAAUCAAGCAAUGGAAGAAGCACAGGAAGAUGCUAUGAAGAACAAUCAUGACGUCGCGAAAUCAGAAUCGGAAAUGUCAGAUCAUUCUCUGGUGAUAGAUGAAAGAAAGAUGAUCGACGAGGCGAGGAACAGCGAUGACGACGCGGAUAAUCAAUACGAGAGAACAUUUGAGCUGGAUGAUUUGUAUAGGGAAGACAGCUCGGAUGAAGAGACAGAAGUUGAGGAGAAUGAAGAGCCGAUGACCGAAGAAGUGAAGGACAACAGAUCUGAAAAGCAAACAUUGGAUGAAAACGCAACUUUGCAAACGAAACUUACUUCUACGAUCACGAAAGACGAUUGUGCGUCGGAAAUGAUUUCUUUGGAAGAAGCCUUGGAUUUUCUAGAUCGGCAUGAGAAUCUCGAUCCGAAAGCUGAGAAUGUAUGUGCAAAAAACAUCGUCAACGGCACUAUGGAUGAAACUUCUAACGACAGAAUUGUUAAUGAGGAAACGGAGAACAAAUAUCCAAGCCCUACGGAGAUGCGAGAUGAGAAAGAGGAACCAGAUGACGAUGUUCCAGCUUUGCCCGAGAAACUAUCCAGUAACGAGAAACCACAGAAAGAAUCCGAUCACAAUCUCCCUCUUCAUGUAUUUCUCAGCAGAAAGGUACAAGAAUCAAAGAAGAGAAAGCAACAGCAGUUAGAUAAAUUACGAGAGGAGCAAGAGAGGAUACUUAUGGAUUUUCAGCCAACCAGAAGACAAAGAAAGUGUGCGAUAGGUAAACAAGGUCUGCUAGCGGAAAUAAGUAGUUCGGACGAGGAAUCGUAUGUGAGAGAUAACAGCAGGAAAGGUAGUGAUCAUGACAAGUCACGGAAGAAGAGGGAAUCGAAGGAGAAAAGAAAAGAGAGGUACCUCGAAAAAAAACAUGAGCAGAUGAUUGCUAAAGAGCAAAAAGCGAUCGAGGAAGAAAUUCUGCGAGAGGUUGGCAAGAGAAAAGAAAACUUCGUACAAAACGAUAAUGUUGCAUUGAAUACCGAUGUCGUGGAAACAGUCGUCUCCGGACAAAUUCAGAGGAAAAAACAUCAGAUGAAGGAGAAACAUAAGAAAAGUGGCGAUGAGAGUAUUGAGGAGAAUGCAAUGUAUAUUGAUCAGUCUUUCGUUGAUAGCUCAGAAGACAAUCAUAACAAAUCAGAUCGUGCUUUCUCCACUGCGGAAAGUAACACAGAGAAUGACCGUUCAUCAACUUCACCAAAACGAAAGAAACUCGCGAAAUCGCCAACGAAGUCGAAGAAAGUUUCCAAACCCGAAAACGGAAAGAUCUCGCCGAGUAAGAGAAACAAAGAGUCAACCGCGGAGAAAUUCAAGAAAUCCGCAAGUAACAAGGAUUCUAGGGAGCGCAGAUCGUCCAGCGGAAAACGCGACUCCGACGAUGAGGAACUAAAGACCACCAAGUCAUGGAACAAGGUCGAGGAAGGCGUUGGGGUUGCAAUCGGUCGACAUAAACGCACUGCUGCUCAUCAAUUAUACUAUUGGUCCAGUUCAAGCGACGAGGAAGAGGCGCCAGAACCGAUUCCGGCACCCGAAGAGGAGGAGGACGAUCGGCAGGAACAGCACGGAUGGAUAGUAGGCGAUUCCCACAAGAAAAUGAUCACAAUGCUGGCGAUGGAGAAGCAGCUGAAGGAAAAACGACGUAGAAGCGAGGACGACUUCGAGCCUGGUAAGGCGAAGAGUAAGAAGCAUAGGAACAGCACCUCUUGAUACGUGUUUCAUGACUAAAAUUCAAUCGAACCUGCGCGAUAGACGCAAUGGGACUACGUUUUUCUGACAACAUAAACUGUGAAAGCGAGAAAGUGAAGGUUAGAAGGAUCUCCAUGUUUGUCUUUAAUGAGAAUUUAUUACGUUCUAUAUCUUCUACGGUAAUUACUUGUGGCAGAUCUGUUUAGAUAGAUAAAAAUACAAUGGAUAAGUGCGAUCUACGAUCAAAAAAGUAUUUGUUGGGUUCGAUCUUUUUUCUUUUUUUCUUUGUUAGCGAAUGUUGGACUGGACGUGAUUCAAGCGUAAAGAAGGAAGAAAGAAGAUAUAAAAUGUACAUAAUUGCUUGGCGUGUAGAGAUUAGAGAUUAGACGAGUAUCCUCCCUCGUUGCAAUCUAAGAAUUAUAUACAUGUAUAAAUAUAAAUCGAGCUCUUAUAAAUA